Messenger RNA from Symbiodinium pilosum, 1302 nucleotides. The record is from the annotation of a GenBank genome assembly. NCBI's taxonomy places the organism in Eukaryota, Dinophyceae, Suessiales, Symbiodiniaceae.
AUGGUACUGUCGUUCUCACGACUAAAGACCCGUGUCAGCUUGUCCGCGCUCUUCCACCUCAAUGGCAGCGUCUUCCCCUUUGCUACUAAGGUUGCACUGCCUUGUGCAGGGGUGGCGUUCUUGCUCAAGUAUGGUGAGCUUCACGGAUGGCCAAUCCUUUGCGAUUUCCUUUCGCAGACAGAGAUGGACUCUACCGUAUACAACGCCUUUUCGACACUACUCGGGAUUCUGGUUGUUUUCCGAACUGGGCAGGCCUAUAACAGAUUCUGGGAUGGAAGCACUCUAACGCACCAGAUGCGCGGUGACUGGUUCGACGCUGCCAGCAGCAUCAUUUCGUUUACAAGGACAUCCAAAGCAGACGCCAAGAAACUAUGGGAGUUUCGCCAAAUUGUUGUGCGACUUUUCAGCAUGCUACAUGCGCUUAGCCUGGCCGAGCUGGAGGAUGACGAUGAUGAGGAUGAUGAUAGAUGGGCCUACCGCUUGCGCGUGAUCGACGGCACAGGCAUUGAUGUGGGCUCUCUCAAAGCCUUAAAGAAGGCUGAAUGCAAAGUGGAACUUGUUUUUCACUGGAUACAGUCUAUAGUGGUAUCCAGCAUCGAUUGCGGGAUCAUGUCUGCCCCGUCGCCCAUCCUCACGCGGGCCUAUAGCGAGUUGGCCAGUGGCAUGGUCAAGUUUCAUGACUGCCUCAAGAUUGCGCGGAUUGCGGUGCCCUUUCCCUAUUCCCAAGCCACGCUGAUGCUGCUUGUAAUGCACUGGCUCCUAACGCCUUUUGUCAUGUCACUGGGAACGCAGACCGCGACGGUGUCUUGCAUCCUGACGUUUGUUACCGUGUUCAUCCUGUGGAGCUUGCACUCGAUUGCCAUCGAGCUGGAGAACCCAUUUGGGGCCGAUGCCAAUGACCUGGAUGUGCACGACAUGCAGCAUGACAUGAACAACCGCCUACUGCUUCUCUUGGAUCCAAUCUCAGCACAGCUGCCAUCUUUAUCGGGGCAGCAUGUGCAGGAUCACGAAUACCUGCUCAGCAUGGAGCGGGAGAGAGUGAUGCCUGCUUUCGAUACGCUCUGGAGAAACCUGGCUACUGAAGUGGAGCAAGGCGCUGACAUCAAGCGCGGCCGGCGCAGCUUGACCCAGCUGAAGCGUGGCUCCUUCAUGGCAAAGAAGUCGAGCAGCCAGGUAUCGCUCACUGACUAUCAAAAGCGCGUUCAAGAAGCAUUGAGCUCGCCGGAGAACAACAAGAAACCGCAGUGGCAAUUCUUUAUGGGCCGAAUCCUUUCCUCAGGCUGGAUGACAGUGCCAUGUUGA